AUGGGGUUUGGAGACAAUUGGAGAAAAUGGAUUAGAUGUUGUGUGGAUUAUGUUAAAUUCUCAGUUCUUAUUAAUGGCAGUGCUAAUGGUUACUUCACUAGCAAAAAGGGAAUCAGGCAAGGUGAUCCCAUUUCACCUUUUUUAUUUCUGCUAGUUGGUGAAGCUCUUACUUUCAUGAUUAAAAAGGCUCAAGAACAAGGUAUUAUUUCUGGUUUUCAAGUAAAGACUAAUGGUAUGAAUAUUAGUCAUCCGCAAUUUGUAGAUGACACUCUAAUUUUCCUUGAUAGUGAUGUUGAACAAGUAAGAAAUCUUAGAUCUAUUCUUCUUUCUUUUGAGCUCUUAUCUGGUUUGAAGAUUAAUUUUGCCAAAAGUCAGAUUUAUGGUGUUGGUUUUGAAGAUAAAUGUGGUGGAGUUUUAAAAUGGAACAAGAUUAUUGAGAAAUUCAUUAGGAAAUUAGCUAGUUAG
Molecule: messenger RNA, 465 nt
Organism: Papaver somniferum (opium poppy)
Lineage: Eukaryota; Viridiplantae; Streptophyta; Magnoliopsida; Ranunculales; Papaveraceae
Exons: 2
Coding region: 1-465 (154 amino acids)
Source: RefSeq, a predicted model, not a curated record